This is a messenger RNA of Lactuca sativa (garden lettuce), 395 nucleotides long. Lineage: Eukaryota; Viridiplantae; Streptophyta; Magnoliopsida; Asterales; Asteraceae. The record is from RefSeq and is a predicted model, not a curated record.
UCCAAGUAUCAAUAUCAAUGUUUGAAACUGAGUUUGUUCUUUAUCAGUGGCCUAUUAUGGAAAAAGUUGAAAUGUGUAGUUAUAUGGGAAUUCCUGAUUCCAGAUGUGUGUAUAUAGCUUAUAUUGUAGAUGUAGUGUAUCUUUGGGUGAGGCGAACAAGUGGGGAAGAUGAUGAUAACCAGUGGCAGAUUGUUGGUGAUGACUUCAUUGUUAGAAAAGGUCUAGCAACAAGCUCUAUUGUUCAGAUAGUGAGAGAAGGUGAAGAACCAGAGCAACUAUGGAAGCAUCUUCACUGUUUCUCAUUCCAGAACACAGGAGAGAAACAUUAGAAGCAUUCGAGGCAGUUUCUGCUUUGUGAUGCAGUGAUGUAUGAGAAUGAAAAUGUUGGUUUAAUU